This is a messenger RNA of Chlamydomonas reinhardtii, 4280 nucleotides long. RefSeq lists its product as uncharacterized. The coding region runs from base 35 to 4048 and encodes 1337 amino acids. Gene Ontology annotation, molecular function: catalytic activity. The transcript has 3 exons. The record is from RefSeq and is a predicted model, not a curated record. NCBI's taxonomy places the organism in Eukaryota, Viridiplantae, Chlorophyta, Chlorophyceae, Chlamydomonadales, Chlamydomonadaceae.
GCCACGGCGCUGCCGUGGCCGGCGGGGGCUCAUAAUGCGGCCACCAGUGGGAGCGGCGAACCUUCGGCUGCUGACAGUGAAUGUCAACGGCCUGGGCUCGCCGUUCCAGGCGCGGGCGCUGGUCUCGCACCUGCAGCAAGUUGGGGCGGAUGUGGCGAUGGUGCAGGAGACCCACGCUACUGACACGACGGCGCUGGAGUCUUGCCUCCGUGCCGCGCAGGGGGCGUGCCUUCCGUGGCGCCACUGCCUCGCUGCCAGCCCGGCAGCGUCGCCCCACUCCUGUGGGGCGGCUAUCCUGGUGCGGAGUCGGCUGUCCCUUCCAGGCUGCGUACUGCAGCCGCCGUCAACGGAUGCGGCGGGCCGUGUGGUAUGUUGGGAUUGGGACGUGGGUCACUUGCGCCUGCGCUUCGUGUGUGUGUAUGCGCCCACGGCCGUGGCGGACAAGCCUGCGUUCUUUGCCGGGCUGCAUCCCCACCUGGCCACGGACAGGGUGCUAGUUGUCGGUGGGGACUGGAACUGUGUCACCGAUGCCAGUCAGGAGGCGGCCCCUAGCCCGUCACGUGCUGCAGGUGCCCCGCAACUUGCCAGCCUCCUCGCCCAGUUCAGUCUGGUGGACCCUUGGGCGAGCAAUCGUGGCGGCGCCAAGGGCUACACGCAUCCGGCCACACCCAAGCCGGCCACUCCCGCACGCCUGGAUCGGUGGUAUGUCAGUGCCACCGCGGCGCCGUGGGUGGUGGAUGUCGCUCGCACGUAUGGGGCGCCUGGGGACCACAACGGUGUGCUGCUCACCCUGUCCUUGCCCGACCUGCCACAUGCGCACCGGGAGCAGUGGCGCUUCCCCACGUACCUGCUGUUUCACCCCUCGCUGCGUUUGGAGCUCGAGCAGCGUUUGGAGGCGCACGUUGCCGCAAAUCCCGUGGCCAGUACAGGUGACGGCGCUUGCACGCAAUGGGAGGCGGACAAGUUCUUCUUGCGGGAGGCCGCCACCAGCAUCAACCGUCGGCAUGCACGCCAGACCCGGGAUGGGCUGCAUGGCGUGGUGCUGGCCGCAGACGCGGCCGCUGCCCUGGCCGACCGGCCGGGUGCCAGCGCCGCGCAGCGUCAGGCUGCGGCCAUGGCCAACUUGGCGGUGCGGGAGGAGCGGGCAGCUGCCGCAGUGGCCAGCCACAAUGCCCGCGCUGCACUGAUGGAGGAGCAUGGGGAGCGGGGCACUCGCUGGUUCCAUCGGCAGGCUGACGAGCCAGCAGCCGGCGCGCAGGAGCCCAUCACGCACUUGAAGGUGCCGGGGCAACCGGCGCCUGUGGCGCUCACGGGGCCGGGCACGCGCAACACUGUCUCCGCAGCCGCCGCAGCCAUGUACAGCAGCACCAGCCCCACCGGCCUGUUCCGCGUGCAGCCAGUCUGUACGGCGUCGCAGCAACAGCUUCUGGCGGCCAUUGACCGCAAGGUUCCGGCGGAUCUGCAGGCCGCCGCAGAGGGGUCCGGGGAUGGCGCCCUCAGUGAUGCCGAGCUGAUGGCAGCGCUGGCUGGCUCCGCCAAUGGUAAAGCGCCUGGGUCGGACGGGGUCCCGUACGAGGUGUACAAGGUCUUCUGGGCGCUGCUGGGUCCGCGCUUGUGUGCUGCUGCUGCCGCUGCCUUUGCUGCCGCUGCAGACGCCCACGAUGGCGGUGAAAUGGCGGCGGCGCUGCCCGCCUCCUGGCGGGAGGGCAUCAUUACGCUCAUCUACAAGGGCAAAAGCCUGGACCGCGCCGAGCUGGCGUCGUACCGGCCCAUCACGCUGCUCAACUGCGACUUCAAGAUGGUGUCCAAGGCCGUCAGCGCCCGCCUGCAGCCUGCCCUGGAUGCAGUUGUGGAUGAGCUGCAGACCGCGUUCAUCACCGGCCGCUGGAUUGGAGACAACGCGCUGUACCUCCAAGGCCUGAUCGAAUGGAUGCGCCUGGACGUGGGCGCGGACGGCACGCCACGGCAGGGUGGUGCGCUGUACUUCUUGGACAUUGAAAAGGCGUAUGACCGGGUGCACCGGCAGUGGCUGUAUGCGUCCGCGGAGGGUCUGGGGUUUGGGCCGCGCAUGCUGCGCUGGAUCCGCCUGAUCACUGCCAACGGCUCUGCCCGCGUGUGUGUGAACGGGAUGCUCUCUGACGCCUUCCCAGUGCUGAACGGCUUGCGGCAGGGCAGCACCGCCUCACCACCCCUGUGGGUCAUCCAGAUGCAGCCACUGACGUCCUUUCUGCGGCGGCAGGUGGAGCAAGGGGCACUGCGCACGCCCCUGUUACCCAGCGGCGAGCAGGCGCCGCCUGCUGCCCACCACGCUGACGACACGACCCUCACGGCGCGCGACCCGGCAGUGGACGGGCCGGUCCUGAUGGCGGCAGUACAGCUGUUCUGCCGCGCGUCCAACGCCCGUGUCCAUCCGGACAAGAGCAAGGCCUUGGGCCUUGGCAGGUUUGCGCACCUGACGGGCCCUUGCCCACACACGGGGGUGCCGUUUACCACUGGCGCCGUGACGCACCUGGGUGUGCCCCUGUCGUGGGACUCUGAUGCGGCUGCAGCUGACUUGUACACCCGGCGGGCUCGCGGCAUGGCGGUUGUGGCGCGUCUGUGGGCUGCCCUGUCUCUGACUCUCGUUGGCCGUGUGCACAUUGCGAAGCAGGUGCUGGCGGCAAAGCUGGCCUACCACUUCAGCUUCCUCAACCCGUCGCCUGCGCAGCUGAAGGAACUCACCGACCUGGUGGACCACUUUGCUGCGCGCUCCAUGCACGCUGAGGACGCCAGCCUGGUGUCGAAUGGGAACCCGCUCCUGCUGCCCAAGCGGGAAACGGCCUGUCUGCCGUACAAGGAUGGGGGUGUCAACCACGUCGACCUGCCUGCGUUCCUGUCUGCCCUGCAAGCUAAGACUUUCGCCCUCCUUGCCCAGCCAGGCCGGCAACCCUGGAAGACGCUCACCCGGGCGCUGCUUACCCAUGUGCGCCCGGACUCCACCACCACGUGGGCGUGGGUGUACAGCGACGCGCCAGCGCCAGCGGGGCUGCCUGCCCGGCUGGCGGCCGCGGUCGGCCACGUGCGGAGCGCGGGUGUGGAACAGCAUCCGCCGCAGCCAGCCACUCAGCCGCCAGCGGCGCCGCCACAGUGGAGGGUUAGCCUGGACCAGCUGUGGGUGGCUAAUGCUGCGGGGGCUGUGUCCUACGUCCACUACACGGGGCGGCUCUUGGAGCCUGGACCUGGCGUGCUGCCCCCGGCGGUGGAUGGGGCGUGGCAGCCUGCCUGUGUGCUGCAGCACCGCAAGCCGCGGCACCUGUGGACCUUUGAAGAGCGGGCGGCGUACGAUGCAGCAUCACCAGGGGAACGGGCAGGGGCGUGGCCUCGGGCGCCGUACUUCCUGGCGCCGGAGGCUGGGGUGGUGGUGCACCCGGAGCACUGCCGGAUUGCGGGUGUCAGCUUGGCGGACUACACGGUGCGGGACGUGCGGCGGGCCAUCACCGCGGCUAACCCGGCCGCACCUCCGGCUCCGGCCCGCCCCGCAGCCAUGCCGUGCCCGGCGCCAGCACAGCAGGCGGGGGGGUCGGGGACCCAGCCGGCGGCACAGUCGCGGCUGGCGGAGCGGGAGGCGGAGUGGCAGCGUGCAGCGGCGCAGCUGACCACCACGGCGGCGCAGCACUUCAACAAUAACCCGGUGGCUCUGGACCCCUGGCUCCACCGCACCUCUGCGGCAGCCGGGCUGCAGAACACGCCGGCGCGAGAACUGCAGUCGUAUGCGUCCCCGUCCCAGCAGUCGGGUGAGGGGCCGCGGCGGUCCGCGCGGCUGCAGGAGCAGGCGGCGGGAGGGGCGGGACCUAGCACGGGGCCUGCCACGGCGGCGGCGGCAGCAGCGGCGGCGGUGGAGGGCGACCCUCGCAUGCCGCCCCCGGAUGCGUCCCUUCUGCGGGCUUGGUCGGCGGGUGGCGCGCUUUGUGAAGUGGAGGAGGUUCAGGCUCUGGCUGGCGUCGCAGUGCCUGGGCGGCUGUGGGCCUUCCUGCUCAGCGCGUCUUGCAGCGGGCUGGAGCCCGCUUAGUCAGCGCCACAUCUGGCCCGUUUAGUUUUCUGCUUGUGUCUCCUCUGCCGGUUCUCCUGGGGUGUUGCUUAAGCAACCGACUUGUGGGGGUGGGGUGGGUUUGGGCGGGGCGAGUGCGUAGUGCUGGUGUUUCUUUUUCUGGCGCGCGGUGGUGGUGGUUCUUGCGGUUAGGCUGUGGUGUAGUUUGGUGCUUGGGUUAGGUCUGGCGGUGUUUUUGUGCAACCCCUCCCGG